AUGGAUUGGCAUUUGCGUCUGCUUCUUUCUUUGCUUGUGGUGUUUGCUGCUGAAGCCACCACCACAAAGCACAUGAAGGACUUCAUCAGAGCUGUGGAGAGCAUUGAAGCUGUGAAUCCAGGUCUUCAGAUGCUCGAUGUGGUGAAAGGUCUACGUAAGGCUGCUGGCUUUGAAACCGAGCUCAUCAAGCGAUACCUCGGUGACCUCAGUGAUGCACAUGACCUUGUGGCAGAUCCAUCAGUCACUUCAUAUGUAAGCGAGGUCAUUAAUCACAGCCUGUCAGAGUCUGGUAAGGAGAAAGGUGUGGUUCUCACGUUAGAUGGUUCAAAUGUGGCGCUGGCCCCAAUGCUCCUCGGACUUGAGGCUGGGCUGCAGUCCACCAUCCAAGGCCUUUACCCUUUAACCUUGACCCACAACCUGGUCGCCUCAUUUCUACAUCACGUCCACAAUGAGCAAACCACUGUUCCUUUUGGCACUAAAGGGUUCUGGGAUAGCAUUUCAUCCCCAAAGGUCUACGCGCUCUCUGAUUUGCCCUCCUUGGCCACAGACGCUCUAAUAAUCGGAGGUAUAGACGGGUUCAUUCUCGGGUCAGAAGUUUCCACGUCUAACCAUCGUGAGCGAUCACUGAGUGACCUGCUGAAGAGUUACUACAGCCACCAGCCUGACGCAUCGCCCCGUCUGAUCAGUCAGAAACGAAGGAUGAACUUCAAAAAGCUCGUCAGCUUCUCUUUGCUGAAACGCCAGAUGGUCCAGGCUCUAACAGUUCGCCACAACUUAAACGAGUCUGAGAGGAAGAGGCUGGAUGACGUUAUGAACGAAGGGUUUGACCAGUUUGUCCAUGUGUAUGCUGUCUGUCCCAACAUCAUUACAAGGUCUCAAUGGGGAGCUGCAGCUUUCAUUGGUUCACCCUCCUAUCUGUCUCUCCCUGUGCCGUACCUUUUCAUCCACCACACAUAUCAACCCUCCACGCCUUGCACCACCUUUGAUCAAUGUGCCAGUGACAUGCGCUCCAUGCAGCACUACCACCAGCAAACCAAUGGAUGGUAG
Messenger RNA from Sinocyclocheilus anshuiensis, 1047 nucleotides. Its product is annotated as N-acetylmuramoyl-L-alanine amidase-like. Gene Ontology annotation, molecular function: zinc ion binding; N-acetylmuramoyl-L-alanine amidase activity. The transcript has 3 exons. The record is from RefSeq and is a predicted model, not a curated record. NCBI's taxonomy places the organism in Eukaryota, Metazoa, Chordata, Actinopteri, Cypriniformes, Cyprinidae. Gene Ontology annotation, biological process: peptidoglycan catabolic process. The coding region runs from base 1 to 1047 and encodes 348 amino acids.